Molecule: messenger RNA, 1923 nt
Organism: Branchiostoma belcheri (Belcher's lancelet)
Lineage: Eukaryota; Metazoa; Chordata; Leptocardii; Amphioxiformes; Branchiostomatidae
Product: nuclear factor NF-kappa-B p105 subunit-like
Exons: 14
Coding region: 61-1923 (620 amino acids)
Biological process (GO): inflammatory response; non-canonical NF-kappaB signal transduction; cellular response to stress
Cellular component (GO): cytoplasm
Molecular function (GO): carbohydrate binding; RNA polymerase II cis-regulatory region sequence-specific DNA binding; DNA-binding transcription factor activity, RNA polymerase II-specific
Source: RefSeq, a predicted model, not a curated record
CGUUUGUGAGGUAAAACGGGAGAAACUGAGCGCUAAAACGUCAAGGGCUUUGAUUCCGCCAUGUCAGACACAGCGCUGGAGUCGGUGGAAUUACCGGCGUCGCUCGUUAACGAGAUAAUUAACGGGGAGGACGGAGCGCCGGACAUCAGCCUGCUGCAAAAGAUGACCGGGAUGCAGCACGCCAUGAACGGGACGCCAGGAAUGCAGGGGCAGCCUUACCUACAGAUCACUGAACAGCCCAAAUCUCGCGGUUUCCGUUUCCGGUAUGGCUGCGAGGGUCCGUCACACGGAGGUAUCCCAGGGGUCCACAGUGAGAAGAACAGGAAAACUUACCCGUCUGUCAAGAUCGUUGGUUACCAAGGUUACGCCCGUAUCGUGGUGACUCUGAUGACCAAUGAGGACCAGCCGCGGCCGCACGCCCACUACCUGGUGGGGAAACAGUGUAACGAGGACGGAUUCUGUGUGGUGCAGGUCGGACCCAAGGACAUGUCCGCUACGUUCCGAAACCUUGGUGUCCUCCACGUGACGAAGAAGAACGUUCCGUCCAUCCUGGAGAAGAGGAAGAUGAAGGAGCUGGUCGCCGCGCGGCGCUGCCAGGAGACGGGGAAAAUCAUCCUCGACUUCGACAACCUGAGUGAGGACGACAGUAACAAGUACAUCACAGAACAAGACAAGCGACAGAUUGUGAAGGAGUCCCAGGAGCAGGCUAAGCAGAUGGACCUGAGCGCCGUGCGGGUUUGUUUCCAGGCUUUCCUGCAGGAUGAGAACGGGACGUACACACGCACUCUACAACCGGUCAUCUCUGACGCUGUGUUCGACAGCAAGGCCCCUAACGCGUCGACGCUGAAGAUCUGCCGGAUGGACCGGCACUCCGGCUGUGUGACCGGCGGGGACGAGGUCUUCCUGCUGUGUGACAAGGUGCAGAAAGAUGACAUCCAGGUGCGUUUCUAUGAAGAGGCUGAUGAAUCGACCAAUGGCGGGUCGGAGUGGGAGGCUUACGGAGACUUCGGGCCUGCAGACGUCCACAGACAGUUUGCGAUCGUGUUUAAGACUCCGCUGUACCACAACGUGGCGAUCGAGCGGCCGAUCAGCGUCCAUGUCCAGCUGCGCAGAAAGUCCGACGGAGAACUCAGCGACCCAAAACCCUUCACCUACCAGCCUCAGCAGUUCGACAAAGAGGAGAUCGGUAAGAAGAGGAAGAAGACUGUUCCACACUUCAACACCCACUUCGGUGGCGGGGGGCCGGGAGGGCCCACUGCAGGGGGAGGGGGGCUCGGACCUGGUCUACUGUCAGAGGUGACGGCGAAGGUUGAAGAGGCGAGAGUGGAGGUGAGAAACACCCGGCUGUACUCCCUGGAACAGAGACUCGUCUUCACCACCGUCCCCGAGCAUGAAACAGCCUUCACCUGCGAGAGGGGCACCCUACAGCUGUCUUGCUCGGACAGAAAGACGCUGUUGAUCGUGGAGGCGAACUACGGCAGGACGACCGCCUCCCACUCCUGUGCCUGCUCCACUUGUCGUACCAACUGCCGCGCGGCCACCAGCCUGGCCGUGGUGAGGGCCGCCUGUCAGGGCAAGCGGCAGUGCUCAGUGACAGCGAGUAGCAGCGUUUUCGGUGGGGACCCUUGUUACGGAGUGCAGAAGUACUUGGAGGUAUCAUACCGCUGUAUCACAGAAAGCAACGUCGCUCUUCGCAAGACGGCAAGUUGUAGUUCUGCUCCAUCACACUGGGGACCUGAGAAGGCUGUAGACGGUUCCAGGGGUACGAGGGUAACCUGGUACAACCAGUGCACUCACACUAACCGUAACCGCGUUUACCAGCCGUGGUGGAAAGUGGACUUGGGAGGUACCUACCCAGUCAACCGGGUCAGCGUGCUGAACAGGGGCGACUGUUGUGUGCGCCCACUUCGGCAUCGAAUGUGA